Messenger RNA from Rhodotorula toruloides NP11, 2595 nucleotides. RefSeq names its product RNA polymerase II elongator complex protein 2. Gene Ontology annotation, molecular function: protein binding. NCBI's taxonomy places the organism in Eukaryota, Fungi, Basidiomycota, Microbotryomycetes, Sporidiobolales, Sporidiobolaceae. The transcript is spliced from 14 exons. Gene Ontology annotation, biological process: tRNA wobble uridine modification. The record is from RefSeq and is a predicted model, not a curated record. Gene Ontology annotation, cellular component: elongator holoenzyme complex. Bases 1 to 2595 code for a protein of 864 amino acids.
AUGGCGUCCUCACCGGCUGAGCGGCCAGCUGGACACGCUGAGCAGGUCUACAUCUCUGCUGCUUGCUCUCGGAAGAACGCCACAGCUGCCAGACCGCACGACGGGCUCGUCGCCUUCGCUUCCGGCCGUCUCAUCGCUCUCUGGAAAUCAGCGGAUGGGAACCAUGCGGGAGUGCACCGAACGCUUCCAGGGCACGGAGGAGACGUGACAGCCCUCAAGUUCGCUCGAAGUGAGGGAAAGAGCGAUUGCUUCGUGUCGGGGGAUGCUACUGGCAUUGCGAGGGUAUGGCUGGAACGGGAUGGAGAAUGGGUUCACCUCGCUACCUUGACGGGGCAUACCGGCUCAGUCUCAGCACUGGACGUCUUCCAGCUCGACUCGGACGGACAGAAGGCGUAUCUCGUCGUUACGGGAGGCUCGGAUUCGAUGCUGCGAGUCUGGACGGUCAACCAGUCUGGCGAAGCAAACUUGCGACAAACGGUUGGCCUGAAGGGCAAGAUCCCGCUCGAGCUCGCUCUAAUGCGUCUGCCUUCCUCGACGAGUCUCGUUCUUGCAGUCGGUGGUACCGAGACGCGGAUACAGCUGUAUACCUCGCGCGCAAUUGGCGCGGACAUCGAAUUCCGCAAGUCACUUUCGCUUGAAGGGCACACCGACUGGGUCCGCUGCCUCUCGUUCACCACUCCUAUACCUACCGACACACCCUCUUUCCCUUCCACCUCGACCGCCUACGACAUUGCGCCAGGCGAGAUCCUUCUCGCUUCAGGCUCGCAAGACAACUACAUCCGACUUUGGCGAUUGUCACGACGACCAGACGAGUUUUCGACGCCAUCUCCCGCUGCCGAGAAGACUGGUGACGGUCUUGACGCGCUCGAUGAGCUGGAGGAAGCGCUUGCCGCCGCAGGAGACGAAGAGCUGCGCGUCAAGGCGCACGACUUCUCCGUCGCGGGCGACGGCGAGUACAGUUGUACGAGUGAGGCGGUACUGCUCGGCCACGACGCGUGGGUGACAGGCUUGAACUGGGCGCCCCGACUCUCGCACUCUACGCCCGCACCUCUCCAGCUCCUCUCUGCGUCCGCCGACCGAUCUAUGAUCCUCUGGGAACCUCUCGCCUCCGGCUCCGUACUUCCCGUCAACCCUUCUCUCGGUUCUCACGCAACCACUUCAACCGCCUCCGCAACAGUCUGGACCUCCCUCCGCCGCUUCGGCGAGUUCACCUCCUCGACCAACCUCGGCUUCUUCGGUGCGCUGUGGGGUUACGACGGCAAGACUGUCCUGGCGAACGGAUGGGGAGGGAGUUGGCAUGUCUGGAAGCUGGAGGGUGCGGAGGGAAUGGAAGAUUGGGUGCCGCAGGUCGCCGUGAGCGGACAUCUCGGGACGGUCAAACAGGUUGUGUGGGAGGGAGAGGGAGAGUACCUGCUCAGCGCAAGCAACGAUAUGUCGGCUCGGCUAUACGCUCCUUGGCGACGACAAGCGAACGGGAAGAAGAUCGAGACGUGGCACGAACUCGGUCGACCGCAGAUCCACGGCUACCCUCUCGCUUCCGUCGCCUUCACCUCCUCCGCCAAGCGCCUGCAGUUCGUCAGCGGUGCCGACGAGAAGAUCGUACGAGUAUUCGAUGCGCCACGACUUUGGCUGCGAACGCUCAAGACGCUGAGCGGGCUGGACCUUGGAGACGAGGAGGAGCGACCGAUGGCUGCCAACGUGCCGCCUCUCGGCUUGUCGAACCGCGCAAUUGCAUCCCCCGCCGAGGCGGAGAAGCUUGCACCCGCUUCAAGCGAUCCGUUCGAAGAGGUCUUCCCUGUCAACUUCACCGUCAUGGAGCAUCCGCCUUUGGAGGAACAGCUUCUCGGAUCGACUUUGUGGCCCGAGGUCGAGAAGCUCUACGGUCACGCCUUCGAGCUCGUCUCCGUCGCUUCCGCCCAUUCCCUCCCCCUCAUCGCCUCCGCCUGCAAAGCGACCGCACCUGAACACGCCGUCAUCCGCCUCUUCAGCACCGAGACCUGGCAACCGGUCGGCGUCGUACUCGACGGUCAUGCUCUGACCAUCACGAAGCUCGCCUUCAGUUCGGGAAGCGAGGAUGUGCAAGAUAAGUGGCUGUUGAGCGUCAGUAGGGACAGGACCUUCCGGCUGUACGAGCGGGACGAUUCGCAAGGACUCGGCUUUUACCGUCCCGCCGGCGACGCCAAGCCGCACGCCCGCAUUAUCUGGGACGCCUGCUGGGCAUCCGACUCAUCCUUCUUCGCGACGGCCUCUCGUGACAAGACGGUCAAGGUUUGGGCCCACCGCGACGCGAGCUGGUCGUGCGCCGCGACUCUCAAGUUCGAGGAGGCGGCGACCUCGGUCGCUGCGACGUUCUUACCAGGCAGAGGGCUGCACUUGCUCGCCGUCGGCCUCGAGAACGGCCACAUUCACUGCUUCACCGCUGCUUCAGCGAGUCUCGACACCUGGACGCUCCUCUUACAGCUCAACUCGAGUGUUGCCCAUACCCUCGCGGUCACCACCUUGUCGUUCUCGCCCAAGCUUCCCUCGCCCUCCACCGCCCGUCUCGCUACAGGCUCGGAGGAUCACACUGUCCGCAUCUUCGAUAUCGCAGCAUAG